GAUAUCAAACGUCUUCUAGUUGCCGGAUUGAGAUUGUAUCAUCAUACUAGCUGUCAAUCAAAGCUUCACUAUAUGCAAAAAUCACAUGAUCGAAUUGACGUCGAUCCAUUCACAAGGUAAUUACCAGUGCCUGGUAGCCAUAAGAUAUCAAUUUCACAAUCGGUCUUCUACUCGAGUAGGCAUCCACAGCUUAGAAAAAGCUUCCUCCACUAACUCUCACCUCCCUAUCUGGAGACAAAAACACAAUGGAUAAUAAAAAAAGUAAAACUAUUUAUCAAUUGGAUACCCCGUUCACUACGGCUCAAUGGUUAGUAAACAUUCACCAUCACUCGGUACCUAUUAAUCCUAAUCUGAAAUCCUAGGCCACAAAUAUCCUCCAAAGACCAGGAAACCAUAGUCGAACUUCUAUGCAGGUGUGUAAAUCUUCUGAUGCAUAAGCACAUCGUGAAAUUAUCUUUCAGCGACUGAUUUCUCUCCCAAGAGAAUUCUUAAGAUCAUCAAUUGAGACAUAAAGGCAGAGAGUUCUGCAAUCCAUUAAAGAAUCUUGUACAGCAAUUUUAAGCUAAUCACAAGGCUAACCAUCUUUUAGUAUAUUAUCACCAAUUGGAUCAUAUCGUUCCAAUCAUAUUAUCCCAUCUAAAGGAAAGCGCAGCAAAAAGCGCAAAAGAAGAGACUCAAAAGCAGGAAAUGAGAAGUCAGAGACUCCUCCGCCACCUGAAAUAUCUUCCCACAUUGUUACAGGGCUAAACAGCAUCCAUCGAAUGCUAGAAGAAUCAUCCAAAAAGGAAAUGGACACUAAGGCAAAUCCCGAGAACCCUAAAUCCGAUACCCGCCCCCAAACCAAGGAUGCCUUCAAGCCCGAUCCCCAUUUCUCAGCCAUUUUCGUCACCCGCUCCGAUCAACCACCAAUCCUCAACUCCCAUCUUCCACAAAUCAUCGCCACAGCCUCAAAAGCACAUCCCACCAAACCAUCCACAAGAUUAGUACAAGUACCCAAAGGAUCCGAAACUCGAAUAGCCGCAGCACUCGGUCUACCAAGAGUUUCAUUCCUUGGAAUUCUUGACGAUGCACCAAAUUCUAAGGCUUUGAUUGAUUUAAUUCGAGACUGUGUGGAGGAAAUACAGAUACCUUGGUUGGACGAGGCAAAGAAGGCAGAGUAUUUAGAGACGAAGAUUAAUUCGAUUCAAACGUCGAUAGGGGCGGUGAAUCCUAAAUGAUAGAGGGGCAUAGGGAAGUUGAAGCUGUAUAUACUGUUCCUCUAUUGCACCAUCCAUGAAUUCUAUGCUCUGUGUAAAUAUUUGCUAGUUCAUAUCCAUUCACUUCUUUAAUUCUCU
Sclerotinia trifoliorum is the source of this 1334-nucleotide messenger RNA. NCBI's taxonomy places the organism in Eukaryota, Fungi, Ascomycota, Leotiomycetes, Helotiales, Sclerotiniaceae. The record is from the annotation of a GenBank genome assembly.